Molecule: messenger RNA, 588 nt
Organism: Pisolithus orientalis
Lineage: Eukaryota; Fungi; Basidiomycota; Agaricomycetes; Boletales; Pisolithaceae
Product: adenine phosphoribosyltransferase
Exons: 4
Coding region: 40-588 (182 amino acids)
Biological process (GO): AMP salvage; adenine salvage
Cellular component (GO): cytoplasm
Molecular function (GO): adenine phosphoribosyltransferase activity; AMP binding; adenine binding
Source: RefSeq, a predicted model, not a curated record
UCCAUCAGCAUCCUUUUGACCUCCCUCCUCGACUCAACGAUGUCUGACGUCGAAUACCUGCGAAGCCUACUCACAGAAUACAUGGACUUCCCAAAGCCAGGCAUCAGCUUCGUAGAUAUUUUCCCCAUUCUGCGCAACCCCUUGGCCUUCGAGACCCUCAUCACGCACUUCGUGCAUCAUAUCCUGUCUCAAACGAUACCGAAGUCCUUGCUGAAGAAGGUGGACGUCGUCGUUGCUCUGGACGCCAGAGGUUUUCUACUGGGACCAACCAUCGCCUUGCGGUUAGGCGCGGCUUUUGUCCCAGUUAGGAAGAAGGGUAAACUUCCGGGACCUUGCGUUUCGGUUUCGUACGAGAAGGAAUACGGCGUUGAUGUAUUUGAAAUGCAAACGGGUGUUAUUCAGCGCGGUCAGAACAUCAUCGUCGUCGAUGACCUCAUUGCAACCGGUGGAUCAGCCAAAGCUGCCGGUCAACUGGUCGAAAUGCAAGGCGGUACAGUUCUGGAGUACUUGUUCAUUGUCGAAAUAGUGAUGGCUCGUGACUGGCAGUACGACAAAGCACCAAUUUAUUCCAUCGUUCAGUGCAGCUAA